CCACACCCUUCCCUUCCCUUCCUGCGUCCCCUUCCCGGACUCGCAUCGCAAUUCACACACACCCAACCCGCCUCUCUUUUGCCGCUCUUCGCGAUCUCGCUCUCUCCGUGCUGCCGGCUGGUGGCGGAAGGCGGCACAGAGGCAGUCGUCGUCGGCGAAGGGGGCAGUGCUGCUGCCAGAGAGGGACGCGCACGGACCCGCAGCCGACCGGUGCGGCGGCUGCUCAAUCCCUGCUCGGCGCGGCUAGGGCAAAGGACGGUCGGUGGCUUGCCGGAGAUACGGCGAGCAAAGGGUCGCGCAGAGCGCAGCUCCUUCAUCCUCCUAGCCCGCCCUGCGGCUAGCUCGUGUGUGGCCGAGCUCCCGCAGGCGACGGCGCCGCACCAGAAAGUCCAGGAGAUCUCGAGGUCUCUUGAGUUAAUGAGCAGCAUAUAGAGCUUUUUCUGUGUUAAAUUGCUUAUGAGAUCAGUAAACUGGUACCGAUAUAUGAAGCACGGUUGAAGAAGCCCACAUUGUUUCAUAUUGGUGAAUGAUCAGUAUUUUAUCUGUUUCAGAUCUUAGUAUCCCCAAAGAUGGAAGGAAGAAAUACAUGUUUAUGGUAAAACCUGGUGAAUAUUCGUGGGAGGUCAGCAAGUGGUGGCCUGAUUAAGACUGUUAUAGAACUCUGUGCUCCAUCUGUAGUUAGUAAUGGCGAGACUGAAGUUCCCAAGGCGUUAUGUCAUAGUAUUUCUGACAUUCAUCUGCACAAAUGUUUGCUACAUUGAACGGGUGGGUUUCUCGAUUGCUUACACCGUAUCAGCUGAUGCAAUUGAGGUGAAUCAAGCAAACAAAGGCAUGAUACUCUCCAUGUUCUAUUAUGGUUAUGUUUUAUCACAAAUUCCUGGUGGGUGGGCAGCCCAGAGAAUGGGAGGUAGACGUGUUCUGCUGCUGUCAUUCUUGUUGUGGUCUUUGAUAUGUGGUUUAAUCCCACUAGACCCAAACAGAGUAGUCAUUCUGGUGCUUUCUCGCCUUUUUGUUGGUGUAGCACAAGGCUUCAUAUUUCCUGCCAUUCACACUGUUCUGGCACAAUGGGUGCCACCUCAGGAGCGCUCUCGCUCAGUAUCUUUAACAACCUCAGGGAUGUACCUUGGGGCAGCUGGUGGUAUGCUGUUUUUUCCAAGUCUAGUGAAGCACAUGGGACCCCAGUCAGUUUUCUUUGUUGAAGCAGUACUGGGAGUAGCAUGGUCUCUAAUAUGGUUGAAGUUUUCCAGUGAGCCACCUCGUACUGACCUUCCAAAAGUGGCAAUGCCAAAGGUGGCAUCUCGAGAGAAGAUCAAGGCACAAGCAGGUGGGGUUGUUGCACCUCGCACUGUAAAGAUACCAUGGCGAAGGAUUAUCUUCAGUCUACCGGUUUGGGCAAUUGUCGUCAACAAUUUCACUUUCCACUAUGCCUUGUAUGUUAUCAUGAAUUGGCUGCCUACCUAUUUUGAAUUAGCCCUUAAGCUCAGCCUCCAGGAUAUGGGAUCCUCGAAGAUGCUUCCCUAUUUCAACAUGUUUAUAUUUUCCAAUAUUGGUGGAGUGGUUGCUGAUCACUUGAUUACAAGAAGGAUCUUAUCAGUUACCAAGACAAGGAAGCUCCUGAACACCAUUGGGUUCGUUGUCUCGGCUGUUGCACUUAUGGCCCUUCCUUCAUUUGGGACACCCUCAGGGACUGUGAUCUGUUCGUCCAUAUCUCUUGGUUUUCUGGCUCUAGGAAGAGCAGGUUUUGCAGUGAAUCACAUGGAUGUUGCUCCAAAAUUUGCCGGCAUAGUGAUGGGGGUUUCAAACACAGCUGGGACAUUAGCUGGGAUAGUUGGCGUCGGUCUCACGGGAAAUAUUCUGGAGGCUGCAAAGGCUUCUAACAUGGAUCUAACAAGCUCAGAAACAUGGAAAACAGUCUUCUUUGUUCCAGGAUACCUUUGUAUUUUUAGUUCAGUCAUUUUCUUGAUUUUCUCAACUGGCGAGAAGAUUUUCGAAUAGAGGAUGAUUGUUUUUGCCUAUUCUCUUCUUCUCAGUUACGGUGAGGCGGGAUAGUGAAACGGGAAUCUUACAUGUAUUUGUUCAUCAUUUGUCAAAUUUCAGUGUUCAGACUGCAUCCCACGUGUUAAAGUUAGGAAGAAAUAACACGUUUCAGUACUACAUUUUGGUAUCAGGGAUGAUCCCAAAGCUGGCCUAUAUAAGUAUACGAUAUUUGUAAUUUGUUUUCUUGAUACCGUUUAGUUUCUUGAUUUACUUGUCCUUGUGUUUCCUGGAAUGUGAAUUACCAGGAGUUGUCCUGGAAUGUGAACUGUGCAUGAUAAGCAUGAAUUCAGUUUUUCUUUUCA
Messenger RNA from Brachypodium distachyon (stiff brome), 2339 nucleotides. Its product is annotated as probable anion transporter 7. Lineage: Eukaryota; Viridiplantae; Streptophyta; Magnoliopsida; Poales; Poaceae. The transcript is spliced from 2 exons. The coding region runs from base 685 to 1995 and encodes 436 amino acids. Gene Ontology annotation, molecular function: transmembrane transporter activity. Gene Ontology annotation, biological process: transmembrane transport. The record is from RefSeq and is a predicted model, not a curated record.